This is a messenger RNA of Eubalaena glacialis (North Atlantic right whale), 1445 nucleotides long. It is a transcript of the gene CYSRT1, whose product is annotated as cysteine rich tail 1. The record is from RefSeq and is a predicted model, not a curated record. Lineage: Eukaryota; Metazoa; Chordata; Mammalia; Artiodactyla; Balaenidae. The transcript has 6 exons. Bases 752 to 1150 code for a protein of 132 amino acids.
GGGCGCCCAGGGAAGGCAGCUAGCCUGAGCCCUGGCUGCGGAAGGACCCGGGCUGCAAGCUCGGCGGCGGCAGCGGCGGCGACGGCGGCGGCGGGAGCAGAGGAGAGGCCUGCACCGGGCCCGAGCUGCAGGUGCAGCAGGCUGUUUCCAGCGCUGGCAGGCUCAAAGACCGCGAUGUGACAGAAGAGGGCCAGGCUUCCCUGCCCCCCCUGUGAUACGCCCUCUGCCUGUGAGGAGCUCUCAGUUUCAGAAAUGAGCUAGAAACGUCACUUGUGUAUGAAGCCCAUGUCGCCAAUCGUAAGAUAAGGUAGAGGCUUGGGUCACAGUGAGGACCUCUGCCCUCUGCUUCAAAGCAGAGGCUUUGAGACGUGUGAGUAAUGGCUGGGCCCCCAGACCACCUGCAGGCCUGACCCCAGACUCGCCUCCUGUCCUGCGUUCCGGUGAGCUGCAGGUCCCUGGAGGGCCAGGACAUGCCCCAGAUGCAUUGAGGCUGAAUCACCCAGGCUGGCAAUGUCCCUGGGAGGCCAGGCCGCAGUCAACGCCCAACCAAAAAAGGAAGGGUGGGUGGCCGCUGUGCUCCAGGAGCUGGGGCCUCCUGGGAUCCUGGGAACCCCAUCUUUGAGCCCCGCCCACAGCCCCACCCCUCCCCAGGAGGGAAAAGGCAGCUGCCAGUCGCUCAGCUCACAGGCACUGGGACCCGGCCCAGAGAACAAGAGGACAGCUUGCUGCCGUCACCACUUCAGGCCAAGCCAUGGACCCCCCUGAGAUGCUCAUCAAGGACCCGUAUGCCCAUGUCAGCAUCCCGAGGGCUCACCUGCGGCCCGAGCUGGGGCAGCAGCUGGAGGCGGCUCCAUCCUCCUCGGAGUCGCAGCCUCUGCCCGUGGGGUCCUGCACCCUGGAGCCUACCGAGGAGGCCCCGGGGCCCAAGGGCGCCGAGGGGGCUGCCUCCAUCCAGGGCCAGCAGGCCUGGCAGCAGCCCUGCACCCCCAAUGGCAGCGGGCAGCAGCAGGCAGGACUGCCCUACGCUGGCCUGCCGCCGGUGGGGCGCGGCGACGACAUCGCCCAUCACUGCUGGUGCUGCCCCUGCUGCCCCUGCUGCCACUGCCCCCGCUUCUGCCGCUGCCACAGCUGCUGCUGUGUCAUUUCCUAGCCUGGCCCCUGGGCCGCAGGGCCUGCUGCGGGACGCCCCCCCAUGGCAAGCCCGGGCCUCUGCUCAGGCGGCCACAGCAGUGCCCGGACAGUUGGAACAGCCACUGGCCUGUUGUCAUGGGUGUUGGCCGCUCCCCACCCUGGACAGCGGCACCUACCCACCGAGAAGGCUGACAGCUCAGCCCCCGCCCCUGAAAACAGAGCCCUGGGCACUGGCCAUGAUGGCAGCCCCGGGGACACCCUUGGCCACCUCUUCAAGGCCCAGGGCCAGGCAAUAAAGCAGAGCGAGCUUCGUC